AUGCCUAAUGGCUACACGCCUCUCCAUAUUGCAGCUAAGAAGAAUCAGUUGGAGAUUGGGACAACAUUGUUGGAGUAUGGGGCGGAGUGUAACACAGUGACCCGUCAGGGCAUCAGCCCCCUCCACCUCGCCGCACAGGAGGGCAGUGUAGACCUCGUGUCCUUGCUUCUCACCAAACAGGCUAAUGUUAAUAUGGGCAAUAAGAAUGGUCUCACGCCGCUGCACCUGGCUGCACAGGAUGACAGGGCAGGUGUUGCUGAAGUACUGUUGAACCAUGAAGCAGAAAUUGACGCUCAAACCAAGAGUGGUUACACUCCGUUGCAUGUGGCAUGUCACUAUGGCAACAUGAAGAUAGCCAACUUCCUGUUAGAGAAUCAGGCCAAGCCUAAUGCCAAAACAAAGAACGGUUACACACCUCUUCAUCAAGCAGCACAGCAAGGCCACACCCACAUCAUUAAUAUGCUGCUUCAGUAUGGAGCUUCGCCCAAUGAGCUCACAAUGAAUGGGAACACAGCUCUCUCCAUUGCUCGCCGACUGGGGUACAUCUCCGUAGUGGACACGCUGAGAGGAGUUACAGAUGAAAACCUCACUGCCACG
This is a messenger RNA of Sinocyclocheilus grahami, 597 nucleotides long. RefSeq names its product ankyrin-3-like. Lineage: Eukaryota; Metazoa; Chordata; Actinopteri; Cypriniformes; Cyprinidae. The transcript is spliced from 6 exons. Gene Ontology annotation, molecular function: protein binding. The annotation marks the transcript as partial. The record is from RefSeq and is a predicted model, not a curated record.